Cherax quadricarinatus is the source of this 8715-nucleotide messenger RNA. RefSeq names its product sodium-coupled monocarboxylate transporter 1. Gene Ontology annotation, molecular function: symporter activity. Gene Ontology annotation, cellular component: membrane. Gene Ontology annotation, biological process: transmembrane transport; sodium ion transport. The record is from RefSeq and is a predicted model, not a curated record. NCBI's taxonomy places the organism in Eukaryota, Metazoa, Arthropoda, Malacostraca, Decapoda, Parastacidae.
GCUCUUCAGUACACUACCUGGCGCUACGAGGUACAGGUGGGGGCCAGCGAGCUCUCUCUGUUUUCCUACUGGCAAGCGGAUCGUGUCUAUCUUAAAAGAACCUUCCUGUGGCUGCUCUUGCGUUCAUACUGUGGCAACUUCUCUGUUUCACUGCUUUUUUAGCCGCGGUUGAAGCUCAGGAGGAGCAGAGGCACUUUACAACACCACUCAGGUAGCACCAAUCUACCAGCAGGGCUCUGAUAACGCUGCUCUGGUGCGUUGAUAUCACCAGUGUCUCUCGUGGUAGCCUUCAAGCACAAACGUCAACGUGUGAUAGAACCACUGUUUGCAAGUCUUCAUUUUGCCACUCAACUUCCCUGAAGUACAGAAACUUCCACUUCCCUCUAGGACCACUUUCACUACUACCUCAGCUUCAGCCUUCACACACACCUUCUCUACUACUAAAACAACUUUCAACCGCUUGGUUUAUCUUCCUCGCUUCAAGAUGAGUUCGAAUGUGGACAUCCUGGUGGAUCGUUUCACCUGGAUCGACUACUUAGUGUUCUGUCUCAUGCUGGCGGUGUCAGCCGUCAUAGGUAUCUUCUACGGGUGCUUCGGCAAGAAGCAAGACACCAAAGAGUUCCUCAUGGCUGGCAAGUCUAUGACCACCUUCCCCGUGGCUAUGUCUCUCAUUGCCAGCUUCAUGUCUGCCAUAACACUGCUGGGGACGCCGUCUGAGGUCUAUCAGUUUGGAUUCAUAUACUGGCUUAUAGGCUUCUCCUACAUCCUGGUGAUGCCAGCCGCUGCCCAUCUCUACUUUCCAGUCUUUUAUAAGCUCCAGGUUACCUCAGCGUAUGAGUACCUGGAGAGACGCUUCCACAGGGCAGUGAGAUGGCUGGGAUCCUGCGUCUUCAUUAUCCAGAUGUCGCUGUACAUGGCCAUCGUGGUGUACGCACCAGCUCUCGCUCUGGCCCAGGUCACCGGGCUGGAUGUAUACAUCUCCGUCAGCCUCAUCUGCUUUGUGUGCAUCUUUUACACGACGUUGGGAGGCAUGAAGGCAGUCCUCUGGACGGACGCACUCCAGACACUCAUCAUGUAUGCCAGUAUGAUGUUCGUCAUCAUCAAGGGUGCUGUUGAUGUGGGUGGAUUCGACGCCGUGUGGGAGAAGAAUGCAGAGAGUGGCCGGGCACAGCUCAUUGACUUCGAUCCUGAUCCCACCACCAGACAUACCUUCUGGACGCUCAUCAUCGGCGGGUAUUUCACCUGGAUCACCAUUUACGGCGUCAACCAGGCACAGGUCCAGCGAUACCUUAGCGUCCAGACAAAGCAAAUGGCAAUUAACGCCCUGUGGAUCAACCUGGUUGGGCUGCUUGUGCUGAUGAUCACCUGUUCUUUCGGCGGAAUGGUUGUGUACGCCAAGUAUUUUGAUUGUGACCCCAUCCGCGCCGGUAUUGUCACCAAGGGAGACCAACUCUUCCCACUCUUUGUCAUGGACACCCUCGGACAGUGGCGUGGACUCCCAGGACUGUUCGUCUCUGGCAUAUUUGCCGGUGCCCUCAGCACGGUGUCUUCUGGAAUGAACUCCCUGGCGGCCAUCGUGUUGGAGGACUUCGUCAAGGGCGGGUGUUACCCUGGCAUCUCCGACAAUGUAGCUACUUGGGUCUCACGAGGCCUCUCUCUCUUCUUCGGUCUCCUCACUUUUGGCCUAGUCUUCGUAGCGGAGCAGCUCGGCAAUGUUUUAUCUGCGGCGCUCAGCAUUUUCGGCAUGGUUGGAGGUCCUCUGCUGGGAGUCUUCACCCUUGGCAUGUUCUUCCCCUGGGCCAAUGCCUACGGAGCCUUCAUUGGUGAAGUUAUCAGCUUGAUCUUCAUGUUCUGGAUUGGAAUCGGUCACCAGGUGGCAAGGUCCAAUGGUCAGAUCAGGCUGGAGGCCAUGCCUACCAGCAUAGACGGCUGUGUUAACAUGACCAUCAUUGAACCAACAUUCCUGCCUACACCUGAGCCUGAGGAGGCGCUGGGCUUGUACCGCUUGUCCUACAUGUGGUACUCUGCGACUGGCUGCUUCACUGUGAUCAUUGUGGGUCUGCUGGUGACGCUGGUGACUGGAAAGCAGGACGUGAGGGCCAUCGACCCUCGUUGUCUCUCACCCGCUGUCUUGUGGUUCAAGAAAUGGCUCCCAGGGCUUGAUGGUCUUGGUGAAGACUACAUUAAUGAAGAGGAAGGACUAAAGGAGAAUCAGAGUUCUAGCUCCCUGGGCAGUACUAAUCCCGCCUUCAACUCAGAUAUGAUGGAAAAGACAUUCAAUGAGUUUGUGCAAGAAAAAGAAUGCUCAAAACUUUAAGAUAAUCAUUAGUUUCCCAAGGAAAUUUUCUGAUGUUUAUGGAAUGCAGCAGAGGACAGUAAGUAUACUUGUCUACCAUACAACCAUAGCAUUAAUUAGAUCACCAAGCUUACAUAAGGCAUAUUGUGGAGUAUGUAGUGUUCCUGACACAUGUUUUGGUUGGAAAUACAAAUGUAUUCCUUGUUAGUUUUAAAUUUUAACUGGACAUAAUUGCCUGUGAUUUUUAUAAGGAGUUUAUGUAUGUAAACAUGUGAUCUCGAUAGACUAUAUAGCUUUACUGUAUUCUGCUGUUCUAGAACUUACUUGAAAUUGUACGUCAGCAUUGCAUGAAUCAAACACACACCAUACAUAACUGGUUCUAAAAUGUUUGAUGCACAAAGAAUGAAAGGUUACCAUAAACUCUUAAAUGCUGCACAUGAUAAGUCAGUUACAACCUGCUAAAUAUAUUUUACAGCCUUGAUAAAUUAUUUAUUCUUAUUUCACAAUCAUUCGUUCAAAUUGAUGAUAAUCUCUAUAUAAACUGCUUAAUAAUACAGAGUACAUUUUUUUAACUACUGCGAUUAGCUAUUUUUUUUGUAUGCAAAUUAUAAUUGCAGCAGUGCCCCUUUAUGCAUUUGAUACAGGUUAGGCUAGGUAAGAUUUGUCAUUAAACAAGAUAAGUGUUUCCUGACGCGGGUCUUAGUUAUAUGAUGACCCGCAGCUGGAGCUUUUGUUCAUCUGACCGAGGCCUUCCGCUGGCUUACCGGUCCACCCAUUUAAAAACUGUUAUAAUUAUAACCAUUUGAUGUACAUUUGAUGCAGACUUGGAUUUAUGAAGGAUGAGGUUAAUCAUAGAAUUGAUGAAGGAAAAAAGGUGAGUGGUGCGUUGAGGUAUAUGUGGAGUCAAAAAACGUUAUCUAUGGAGGCAAAGAAGGGAAUGUAUGAAAGUAUAGUAGUACCAACACUCUUAUAUGGAUGUGAAGCUUGGGUGGUAAAUGCAGCAGCGAGGAGACGGUUGGAGGCAGUGGAGAUGUCCUGUUUAAGGGCAAUGUGUGGUGUAAAUAUUAUGCAGAAAAUUCGGAGUGUGGAAAUUAGGAGAAGGUGUGGAGUUAAUAAAAGUAUUAGAGGGCUGAAGAGGGUUUGUUGAGGUGGUUUGGUCAUUUAGAGAGAAUGGAUCAAAGUAGAAUGACAUGGAGAGCACUUAAAUCUGUAGGAGAAGGAAGGCGGGGUAGGGGUCGUCCUCGAAAAGGUUGGAAGGAAGGGGUAAGGGAGGUUUUGUGGGCGAGGGGCUUGGACUUCCAGCAGGCGUGCAUGAGCGUGUUCGAUAGGAGUGAAUGGAGACGAAUGGUAUUUGGGACCUGACGAUCUGUUGGAGUGUGAGCAGGGUAAUAUUUAGUGAAGGAAUUCAGGGAAACUGAUUAUUUUCAUAUAGUCGGACUUGAGUCCUGUAAAUGGGAAGUACAAUGCCUGCACUUUAAAGGAGGGGUUCGGGAUAUUAGCAGUUUGGAGGGAUAUAUUGUGUAUCUUUAUACGUAUAUGCUUCUAAACUGUUGUGUUCUGAGCACCUCUGCAAAAACAGUGAUUAUGUGUGAGUGAGGUGAAAGUGUUGAAUGAUGAUGAAAGUAUUUUCUUUUUGGGUCACCCUGCCUCGGUGGGAGACGGCCGACUUGCUGAAAAAAAAUACUUACAGUAGUAAUAUCCCACGGAAUAAUUAGUAUUAUGAUAUAUUUAUUGAUUUCAAAUGUUAUAUAACUAUUGGUAGGUGUAAAAAUCCCAUAGUUCUCAUUGGUGGUAGGGCAAAGAUAUUUAUUUAUAUAUUUUUAUAUUUUAAGGAACUUGCACAUUUUAAAAUAUAGCAUUAAAAUGUAUUUAUAUAUUUUAAAAACAAACGUGUAUAAAUACAUUUUUUUUUUGUUCGUGUUAGAAAUUUUGUAUUGCAGAGAGUAAACAAAUUAUAUACACUACUGCAUUAUAUGAAUCUUGUGUAGCUGACAAUUAUUUCAGAAAGUACAUUUGUCCAGUCCGUGGACGUUGUAAUUCCCGAACACCCGGAAACUGUGCUUAAGGCAGUGCAUAAUUCCAAUAGGCCUCCCAAAAGAGUACAUAUAUGAAAUGCACAGACCUAAUAAAAAAAAUUGAAUGUGCAGACCCAGUUAACUGCCUGAUUCGAUGGAUAACAUUCAUUUCUACUGCAUCACAACAGUAGGAUGAUAUGGCCGGAGAAGAGUUGCACAUAGUUUGCAUACAUCGGCGCAUCUGAUCACAAGACUUUCACUGCUACACAGUAUCCCGACAAAGAAAGGUAAAGAAUAGCCUCACAUAUCUGCCAGUGGUAGAAGCUCAUCCCUCAUCGGCAGCUUUCACAUCAGCCUGGGUUUAGCAAUAGUUUCGUGAAGAAGCUGAUGUUCCAUGAACCUCCAGAGAAAAGACUGUUGGACUGUUGGCAAGUGGAGUAAGGACAAAGCUGGGAAUUCUUACUGUGGGAAGAAAGCAACAACAAUAAUAUUAUAAUCAAACUAAGCGCUACAAGAAGGCAAAAAGAAGACAGACUGACAUGAGGCAUUAUCAUUUUCGAACACAAUAUUUCAUCUAUAGAUAGACUGGGUGAAACCUUAUCUAAAUUAAACUUUGAAAAUAUAAUACUGCUAAUUUGAUAAAACAUAUGAAAGCUAAGAAUUUAUAUGUACAGGAGGGGAGGGGGGCUAAAGCACCCCAGAUUCAAAUACCUUUUUAAUUGCAAAUUUUCACUGUAUUGUAUUGACCAUUAACCACGAAAGCACGAUAGUCCAAGAAAUUUUACACAUACUGAAAAUCAUAAGUUUUUAAAGACGAUUUUUUGAGCAUUUUACGACUUUAAAGUUACUCCCCGGAUUGAAAUUCAGGCUGCGCUACUGACUAAAACUGUUUAAAAUCUCCCUGGACUAAGGAAAAUGUCUCAAGACGAUAAUUUUUUUUUUAUAAUUUCUGUCUUCAUAAUAGAAAGUAGAUUUGCAGCAGAAACUACUUGAAGUCACCUAAUUUCUUACAUAUGCAACUUUCUUAAGAUAAUUUUGAGGGGAAGUAAUAGCCAACCAUUUCUCGGUGCACCAUAUAUACUGGAUAAUCAAGACAACGUGAAUUUAUAGAACACAAAUGUUUGAUAAUAAAUUUACUUACAUUUUUUGAAAUUGUUGUCGGUUACACUGACAAGGCUUUCCAAGUUGUCAUGUACAUAUACACUUUAGAUAUUUAGCAGUGUUACAGACAAAAAGAAAGACUUGGAAAAUUCAAGGUCGCUGGAUUACUAGCAAAAUUUCGUAAUAAGAGGUUCAUAAAUAGAGAAUCUGAUAUGAAUGUCUGAAGUACCACAAAAAAUCCAUUCUGAAGCUAACCUUGUUUGUGAUAAUUGACAGAUAAAAAUACUAUCUUAAAUCACAAUAAAUUUUCUGUGUCGAUAAUGAAGAUUCCUUGUAUAAAGAUAAACAUUGAAAAAAGCAUAAUGAUCCAAAACAAAUUUGAAUGCUAUUCACUAGAGAAAUUUAGCACUAGCAUGAAACAAUGCAAACUGUCUUGCUGCCUCCAAGAAAUGAUCCAUGGCAUAACAGUCCACGAGUCCUUAAAAAGCAGCGCAGCAAGUGAGUGGGAGUAACACUGUAAUAAUAAUGGAACACAAAUAUAUGGACAAGAAAACUGUCAUCCAGCUCUACGAAUUCCUUAUACGCUCCCAGCCUUCACUGGCCUUAAUGCCGGUGAAGUGAUCUUGAUCCAGUGAAUUGGAGACACCCUGCACUUUAAAACUCGCUUCUGUCUAUCCUCGGGAGAUUUAUGACCCCUACGGAUUUAGCACUUACCCAUAAAUGUGUACUAUAUAUAUACGCCCGGACUCUGCUGUUAUUCACACAUGGAGAUGACACCUACAAAACCUAACAAAACAAAAGCAUUGUCUUAAAGAAAACUUCAACAUAACAUACAAGGUACAAGUAUUCGCUAGACUGCAGUGUAGGAUACAUAGUAAGAAAGUCUUCUACCAGUGAGUGGCAGCAAACCCAUGAAACAACAGUCUUCCCACAAGAUAUGUAGAAUUAUGCAAUAUUCACAGGAAAAAAAAAGGCUACAUCAGUAGGAGCUUUUAGGAGCUCCAGAUUUGUUGAAGGAAUAACUGUUCUACAGCUCACGGUUCUGAAAAAAAAAUUACCAGGAAAGAUGGAGAUGACUUACACAAACCACACUGUCCUCGACGACGUCACUACAGAUGUGGCUAAUUUUUAGUACACACUUUUCUUUGGAAGUUAAAUUAGGGUGCAAAGCUGUGCCCAAAUGAACGUUAGUACAGUACUCUCAUAUCCUUGUACUUUUAUAUUAUUUAUAAAACGUAUUUUGUAUAGUAAGACCUGUGAUAGCAGCAAUGUUACUGCGGCAGUGUAUUUUAAAAACAGUAUGUUAAAUACUGUUUAACUAUUCGAUGUCAAGUGCAGUAGUUUUAAGUGUUAGAUUAGUCUACCUAAAAUGCUCUACAUAACCAGGGGCUUUUCAAUGUGUAUUAAACAAAUAUCAAUUAACUUAGAAACUUACGUACAUUUUGAAAAUAAAAUUUGUUUAGUAAAUUAGAUUCCUAAUUAUUAAAUCCUAGUUAUUAUAUAUUUGUUGUUUAAUUGUGUAGUUCAUUACCACUUACAUUUUUUGGUACAAAAUGUAUUUGCAUGGAAACAUUUUGUAGGUACACAUACUUAUACAUGAAAAAAAAACGUUGCGAAUAUACAUAAAAGCUCACAGAAUGUUUUAUAGAUUAUCAGUGCACACACAAUGUUAACAUAUAUUUGGAUAAGAGACAUUCCGUCGAAGAGACAAUGUGAAUACAAACACGGGUGUAGCAGUAAUAAUGGAGUGAAGAGAAUAAAAGUAAGCAUUUGAAUUACUGUAAAUGUGUAUGAUUGUAUUCAUUGUUGCACAGGAUACAUGUUUCAUGGCUGUAGAUACUUUAUCAAACUCGUGUAUAUAGAAACAGAGACGAAGGGCUAAGAAGUAUUACAAAAAUUGUAGGGAUAUUAAAGAAAUUUUUUAAUGUAUUUUUUAUUUACUUUUUUGGAGAAAGACAAAUUCUUACAACUUUGUAUCAAGAAAUUAGAAUUUGUUUCAUAGACUGAGAUGACUCGAACUUCAAAUGAUAAAGUAUGUAAAGAAUAAAAAGUCACAACCCGUGACUGGAACAUUGCACAAAUAACCCUCAUAUAAGAGAGAGAAAGAGAGAAAUUUAUGACGUUUCGGUCCAACAUGGGCCAUUAACUAGUCCAAGUCGGACCGAAACAUCGUCAUAAGUCUUUCCACUAUAUGCAGGUUAUUUGUUGAUAAAUAUGUAUAUGCAUAUAUAGUAAUAAGAGUUGUGAGGUAACUGGGAUACUUUGAUACCGCAUCAUUGUACUGUAACUUUGUGAUGGUGAGUGGACCAACUUCUUUAAGUCAUUGUCAGGAAGAUAUUUCACAAUGUUCCGCAUUAUUUAUCACAAGUGUGAUAUGAUCACUCAGUUACAGUAUGUCACAAUGUUAGGUUAGGUUAGGAGAAUUACUGGACUACCAGUUAGAUCUGUGGCAUCGGUGAAUUGAAAUAAAUUCACCAGUUAUAUUUUUAUCGGAUUCCAUAUUAUUUUAAAGUGAGAGUAUCUUAAUUUUUUCUACAAUAUAUCUCAAAAAAUAUACUGCAUCUUAAAAAAAUAAAUGUUAUAUACUUGACAUUCAGAGCAUCGUAUCUUUCAUAUACUUAAGCCGUUAUUUUAUUUUAUUUCAUUCGAUUACCAUAAGUAGUGUGAAGUUUAGAUACAGAUUAUUUUAUAAAUCUUCAAAUAAUGCGUUUUAAUAAUUUUAUUAGGUAUGAUAGGAUUAUCUUUGGCAUCUAACCAGGAAGUUCUCACAUCAAUGUAAAUAUAUAUUAUAAUCUAACUUAAAUCAAAACAAACCACUUUGAAGAGAAAAUGGCAUUAUACUGUAGUUCUGUAUAUCAAUUUUUUUCUUCAUAAUACUUGACACUAUUAUUGUUAAGUUCAAAAUCAAUAUAUAUUUCACGAUACAAUGUGCGUGAAAGUUUCUAUUGGUGACCGUACUACAAGUUGUGGAGUUUAGAGGUGUCCCGUACUACAAGUUGUGGAGUUUAGAGGUGUCCCGUACUACAAGUUGUGGAGUUUAGAGGUGUCAGUCUUCAGCAGACAACAUACUAACUGGUGUUGGUAUGUUACCUGCUGAGCGGUAUUACUUGAUAAAGCUCUACACAACGGACACAUUGUUCCCAUAAAAACUUGUUUUGAAACUUGCCUCCACCUUCAUUAGAAUAUAUUCCUACAGUUUUAAUUCCCUUUUAUUUUUAUAAGUGUGGAGUUCAUUUUAUACAAAUAUAUAAUGUACUGUGCUUGUUUCCUCAUAUGUAAUAUUUUUAAUAAAAUUGUCCAUUA